Molecule: messenger RNA, 1411 nt
Organism: Puntigrus tetrazona (Sumatra barb)
Lineage: Eukaryota; Metazoa; Chordata; Actinopteri; Cypriniformes; Cyprinidae
Product: katanin p60 ATPase-containing subunit A1-like
Biological process (GO): microtubule severing
Cellular component (GO): microtubule cytoskeleton
Molecular function (GO): ATP hydrolysis activity; ATP binding
Source: RefSeq, a predicted model, not a curated record
CGAAAUUAUUUCAAAUAUAACCGAAGCAGCAUGAGUUUUGAUCCGUAAUAACGACCGAAUGCUGAGCCUUUCCUUUACGAAUAUCUUCCAGGAAAGUUUUACACACUUCACAGACUGGGCACUUCACAGAAUGAGUUUGGCGGAGAUCAAUGAGAAUGUGAAGCUGGCCAGAGAAUACGCCCUGCUGGGGAACUACAGCUCGGCGGUGGUCUGUUAUCAGGGCGUCCUGGAGCAGAUCAGAAAAUACCUCCUCUACUCAGUCAAAGACUCCUCUCUACAGCAGAAAUGGCAGCAGGUUUGGCAAGAGAUAAAUGAGGAGACUAAGCAAGUUCAGGAGAUCAUGGCAACACUUGAGAGUUUCCAGUUGAGUCGCCCCAUCCAAACCAGCAGCUUCAGCCAGGAGAAUGACAUUAUGCCUGUUCAUGUGGAGCACAGGCCGUCUCCGUGUGUGGGACGGAAAUCCUCUGGUCCUCAUAAAGAAAGCAAAGGACAUGGGAACCGAUUGAGCGUUGGCCCCGCAGACCAACCACGACCCUCACAGCGUGUUGCCAGCGGUGACAAGAGAGAAAACCUCAAAAGGGCAAAAAAAAAAGAAAACCCAUCAAGCCCAAAGAUGAUAAGCGGAGGAGUGGAGACCGAGGUCAAGAGGUUUGACAGAGGAGGAGAGGACAAAGAUCUGAUUGAAACUCUGGAGAGAGACAUCAUCUCUCAAAACCCCAAUGUCACAUGGGAUGACAUUGCUGACCUUGAGGAGGCCAAGAAGCUUUUGAAGGAAGCCGUGGUUUUGCCCAUGUGGAUGCCUGAGUUCUUUAAAGGAAUAAGGCGCCCGUGGAAGGGAGUUUUGAUGGUGGGUCCACCAGGCACAGGAAAGACAUUGCUUGCCAAAGCUGUUGCCACAGUGCCGAACCACCUUUUUAACGUGUCUUCCUCCACUCUCACCUCCAAAUACAGAGGAGAGUCUGAAAAACUUGUGCGACUGCUGUUUGAGAUGGUAAAAUUUUAUGCCCCCACCACCAUCUUCAUUGAUGAGAUAGACUCCAUAUGUAGCCGUAGAGGAAACUCAGAGGAACAUGAAGCCAGCAGGCGUGUUAAAGCUGAACUACUCGUCCAGAUGGAUGGUGUCGGUGGGACGUCUGAAAAUGACCCUUCGAAAAUGGUCAUGGUUCUGGCAGCCACCAACUUUCCAUGGGACAUCGAUGAAGCUCUGAGACGCAGGCUAGAGAAGAGAAUAUACAUCCCGUUGCCCUCAGCUAAAGGAAGAGUGGAGCUACUCAAGAUCAACCUGAAGGAGCUGGAGCUGGCCAAUGAUGUCAACAUGGACAAGAUCGCUGAGCAGAUGGAGGGAUACUCUGGUGCUGACAUCACCAAUGUUUGCAGGUGCAGCAUUUUGUGUGCACGUUGGAAUAUUUAA